AUGGGGGUUUCCAAGUCCGACGUGAUUAUCAUCGUCGGAGGAGGUGCUUUCGGCCUCUCCACGGCCCUUCAUCUCGCUAAAAAGGGCUAUACCAACAUCUCGGUCUACGAGAAAGAUGACCAUAUUCCCCCUCGCUCUUCGGCAGCCAAUGAUCUGAACAAGAUUGUCCGAGCGGAGUAUGAAGACCCGUUCUAUACGGAGUUGACCAUUAAAGCAAUUGCAGCCUGGAAGACUCCCCUCUUUGCGCCCCAUUUCCACCAGACUGGUUUUCUACAUUGCGUGUCGGGCGAUGCCCCCGAUCAAGCUGUGGACACCCUGCAACGCUUCCGCAAUUCAGCCGAACACAAUGCGCAAAUCAAACCGCAUGUAAUUCCCCUAAAUAACGAAGCCGACAUUCGCCAGGUCUGCUGGCAAUUAGACGGACCCUUGUCGGGCUGGAAGGGGUACUUCAACCGUUUCGACGGAUAUGCCCAUUCUGCCAACGCCCUAGCGGCGGUCUAUCGGGCCACACAGGCCGCCGGAGUGAGAUUUUUCUUGGGCGAACAGGGGGCCGUGGACGAGAUUGUAUACGUGAGCACCCUGAAAGGACGGAAAUGUGCUGGAAUCCGAACCAAGAACGGCCGAUUCCACCCGGCCGCGCUCACGAUCGUGGCAGCGGGCGCGGGCGCGGGCCGCCUGGUCCCUCAGCUUGGCCAGCAAGUCGUCGCUAAGUCAUGGUCAGUCGCCCAUGUUCAUCUGACGGACGAAGAAACAUCGGCCCUACGUGGAAUCCCGGUCACCUAUGCUCGCGACCUAGGAUUCUUGUUCGAGCCGGAUCCAAAGACAAACCUGUUGAAGCUGUGCCCGAUGGGAGGCGGAUAUAUCAACACCGAUCCCAAGACCGGCGUAUCGCAUGCGCCUCUGUCUUUGGAAGAGAGUGCGUUCGUCCCGGAGGAGGACGAGAAGCAAAUGCGGAAGUUAUUAGCCCAUACGUUUCCAUCCCUUGCGGAUCGCCCCCUCGUUAAAAAGUCUCUUUGCUGGUUUGCCGACACAAACGACUCGGACUUCAUCGUUGAUUACAUUCCCAAUAUGGAAUCUUCAGUCAUUCUGAUGUCGGGUGACUCGGGUCAUGGCUUCAAGAUGUUCCCGAUUGUCGGUUCAUUCAUCACUGAUCUGCUGGAAGCUCCAGAUAAUAAGCAACCAGUUUCGCGUUGGCGGUGGAAGCACCCUAACCCAGCGGCUGGCAAAGCUGCUGACUGGGGAGGCGAGGUUAGUUGGCGCCUGGGACAGUCUAAAGAGCUCUCAAGUAUUCUACCAUCCAGGGCUUCUAAGUUGUAA
This is a messenger RNA of Penicillium macrosclerotiorum, 1317 nucleotides long. RefSeq names its product NAD(P)/FAD-dependent oxidoreductase. The record is from RefSeq and is a predicted model, not a curated record. The coding region runs from base 1 to 1317 and encodes 438 amino acids. Gene Ontology annotation, molecular function: saccharopine oxidase activity; sarcosine oxidase activity; flavin adenine dinucleotide binding. The transcript is spliced from 2 exons. Lineage: Eukaryota; Fungi; Ascomycota; Eurotiomycetes; Eurotiales; Aspergillaceae.